Messenger RNA from Gaeumannomyces tritici R3-111a-1, 1857 nucleotides. RefSeq names its product MFS transporter. Gene Ontology annotation, cellular component: membrane. Gene Ontology annotation, biological process: transmembrane transport. The coding region runs from base 126 to 1697 and encodes 523 amino acids. The record is from RefSeq and is a predicted model, not a curated record. The transcript has a single exon. NCBI's taxonomy places the organism in Eukaryota, Fungi, Ascomycota, Sordariomycetes, Magnaporthales, Magnaporthaceae. Gene Ontology annotation, molecular function: transmembrane transporter activity.
CAGCCUCUGCCCUCCAAAGCUGUGCUUUUACCCUCCCUAGUCGCCGUCUCCCCUGUCAGAGGAAGUUCAUCCACACAACAGCCUCACAGUAAAUUGGGUCACAGCAGACAAGAACAGCAAUCGCAAUGUCCGACCCCCGGGACAAGGUGGACGGGCUGUCUGUGCCAUCCAAGACGCCCGCCGAUAUGGACGCGGCGGAAAAGGCAACAACCGACAGCAAGCCCGAGAGUGUGACGGGCGUCGGCGUCGUCCUAAGCGGGCCCGCCGCUACCACCGCCGCGACCUCGGACCCCUUCAACAUCGACCCCAAGGCGGAGCGCUCGCUGGUAUGGAAGUUCGACCUGCGGCUGCUGCCGGUGCUAUCCGUCAUGUACCUCUUCAACUCGCUCGACAAGAGCAACCUGGGCAACGCCAAGACCAACGGCCUCGAGAAGUCGCUGGGCCUGCAGGGCAACGACUACAACAUCCUGCUCUCCGUAUUCUUCAUCCCCUACGUCCUCACGGCCCCGUUCCUCGGCAUCGUCGGCAAGAAGUAUGGGCCGAGCCGCGUGCUGCCGUGCAUGAUGUUCUGCUUCGGCAUGGCCACGCUGCUCGUCGUGGUGACGCACAACUUCAGUGGCCUCUUCGCGCUGCGCUGGUUCCUGGGCAUGGCCGAGAGCGCCUUCUUCCCCCUCGUCAUCUACUACCAGACCAUGUUCUACCGCCGCGGCGAGCUGGCCCGCCGCCUGGCCAUCUUCUACGCCGCCCAGAGCAUCGCAUCCGCCUUUGGCGGCCUGCUGUCCUUUGGCGUCUUCCAGAUCCAGGGCGGCGCCAUCGAGCCGUGGCGCUACCUGUUCGUCAUCGAAGGGGCGGGGACCGUGGCAUUUUCCGUCUUUGCCUUUUGGUACCUACCCCUGUCCGCGUCCGAGGCGCGCUUCCUGACCGAGGACGAGCGCCGGCUGGCCCACCACCGCAUGCAGAUGGAUAGCUCGUCCGUCGUCAACGAGAAACUCAACAUCCGCGAGUCGCUCUCCAUCUUCAAGCACUGGACCUCGUGGCUCAUCCUCGCAAUCCAGAUGUGCCUCGGCGUGCCGCUGCAGUCGGUCAACCUGUUCCUGCCCCAGAUCGUGCAGCGGCUCGGCUACGGGCCCGCAAAGACGAACCUGUACACGGUCGCGCCAAACGUCACGGGCGCCGUCAUGCUGCUGGUCCUGGCCUUUGCGAGCGACUACACGCGCCUGCGCUUCCCCUUUGUCGCCCUCGGCUUCCUCUUCACCUUUGUCGGCAUGGCCGUCUACGCCGGGCUCGACGACGUGCUGGGCAGCCAGCAGAUGGUGGCCUACUUCGCGUCCUUCAUGAUGACGUGGGGCACGUCGGCGCCCAGCGUGCUGCUCGACGUGCUGUACAACAACAACAUCGCCCACGAGGGCAAGCGCGUCGUCCUGACCAGCAUCGCCGUGCCCGUCGCCAACCUCAUGGGCGUCGUGAGCUCAAACAUCUUCCUCAACAAGGACGCGCCAAAGUACCUGCCCGCCCUGGCCACGACGGCCGCCUUCGGCGGCCUCGGCGGCCUGCUCACCGUCGCGCUGGGCCUGUACAUGAUGUGGGACAACGGGAGGCGCGACGCGGCCCAGGGCGUCAAGGUCAGGCCCAUCGACGUGCCGACGGAGAAGCUGCGCGACGGGCCGGCGUCGCCCGACUUUCGGUGGUGCUUGUAAAAUUAGACUGGUGGCGCGCUUCCUUUUCAUAUCAUGGUAGAGAUGAGCUGGUACCUAAAAAGAACACAACAAAGCUCAUACAUAGUAGACGGCCUCUAAAUACAUGCGCAUCUAGAUCACUUUAGCCCUCCGCUAAGCAGGAUGCUCUGCCCCGUCAUGU